AUGCUACACAGAGCCUAUCUUGACGGUCCAACCGAUGUAAGCAAAGCAGCCUUCUGCAAAUGUCACCACCUUGCGCAACAACGGUUGCGAGAAAUGCAGGAUGCUCAGAUGGCUCUGAAGGCCGAGUUGAUCCAGAAGUAUGCCGACCGCAACGAAACGGGGAACUUCUUCGAUGCUACCAAGGUGAUCUACGGCUCCCCGUCGAAAGGAACCGCGACGCUUCUCAACUCUGAUGACUCAAUGCUUCUGACGGAAAAGUCGCAGAUUCUGAAGCGCUGGGUCGAGCUCUUAAGAAGCGUCCUCAACCGCUCCUCUACAAUCUCCAGCGCCGCCAUCAACCGACUCCCCCAAGUGAAAAUCGACAUUAACUUGGAUCUCCCGUCCUCCCUUCCGGACACCAUUCGCGCCGUGCAACAACUCUCUAACGGGAAAGCAUCAGGCUCUGAUGGGAUCCCAGCUGAAAUCUACAGACACGUCGACCACUGA
Messenger RNA from Spirometra erinaceieuropaei, 486 nucleotides. NCBI's taxonomy places the organism in Eukaryota, Metazoa, Platyhelminthes, Cestoda, Diphyllobothriidea, Diphyllobothriidae. The record is from the annotation of a GenBank genome assembly.